CCUCCGACGGCCGGGGCGGAAGACCCGGGACCCCGCCCGGCCCCUCCCGCUGGCGGAGCGGCUCCGCGCCGGCUCCUCCCCCGGCGCCCGGCGCCCGCCACCCGCCCGGGAUUCGUCGCCGCGCGCGGUUCCGCAGGUGGCAGCGAUGGCCCAGUGCUGAGCGCCCCGCCAUGGCCGGCGCCCCCGGCCCGCUCCGCCUGGCGCUCCUGCUGCUCGGGGCGGUGGGCAGGGCCGGCCCCCGCCCCCAGGGUGCCACUGUGUCCUUCUCAGAGACACUGCAGAAAUGGUGGGAAUACCGACGCCAGUGCCAGCGCUUCCUGAUGGAGACUCCACCCCCAGCCACAGGCCUGUUCUGCAACCGGACCUUCGACGAGUAUGCCUGCUGGCCAGACGGGCUGCCGGGCUCCCUCGUGAACGUCAGCUGCCCCUGGUACCUGCCCUGGGCCAGUAACGUGCUGCAGGGACACGUGUACCGGUUCUGCACAGCUGAUGGCCUCUGGCUGCAUGUGGACAACUCCAGCCUACCCUGGAGGAACCUGUCUGAAUGUGAUGACUCCAAGGGAGGGGAGAGAAGCUUCCCGGAGAAGCAGCUCCUCUCCCUUUACUUCAUCUACACGGUGGGCUAUGCGCUUUCCUUCUCCGCUCUGGUCAUCGCCUCUGCCAUCCUCCUCGGCUUCAGACACCUGCACUGCACCCGGAACUACAUCCACCUGAACCUGUUUGCAUCCUUCAUCCUCCGAGCACUGUCCGUCUUCAUCAAGGAUGCGGUCCUCAAGUGGAUGUACAACACGGCCCCCCAGCAGCACCAGUGGGAUGGGCUCCUCUCCUACCAGAACUCUCUGGGCUGCCGCCUGGUGUUCCUGCUCAUGCAGUACUGCGUAGCGGCCAAUUACUACUGGCUCCUGGUGGAGGGUGUGUACCUGUACACGCUGCUGGCCUUCUCAGCCUUCUCCGAGCAGCGCAUCUUCAGGCUCUAUCUGAGCAUAGGCUGGGGUGUUCCCCUGCUGUUUGUUAUCCCCUGGGGCAUUGUCAAGUACCUCUAUGAGGAUGAGGGCUGCUGGACCAGGAACUCAAACAUGAAUUACUGGCUCAUUAUCCGGCUGCCCAUUCUCUUUGCCAUUGGAGUGAACUUCCUCAUCUUUGUCCGGGUCAUCUGCAUUGUGGUGUCCAAACUGAAAGCUAAUCUUAUGUGCAAGACGGACAUCAAGUGCAGACUUGCCAAGUCCACACUGACACUCAUCCCGCUGCUGGGGACCCAUGAGAUCAUCUUUGCCUUCGUGAUAGACGAGCAUGCCCGGGGGACGCUGCGCUUCAUCAAGCUGUUCACAGAGCUCUCCUUCACCUCCUUCCAGGGCCUGAUGGUGGCCAUCUUGUACUGCUUUGUCAACAACGAGGUCCAGAUGGAGUUUCGGAAGAGCUGGGAGCGCUGGCGGCUUGAGCACUUGCACAUCCAGAGGGACAGCAGCAUGAAGCCCCUCAAGUGUCCCACCAGCAGCCUGAGCAGCGGAGGCACGGUGGGUAGCGGUGUGUACGCAGCCACGUGCCAGACCUCCUGCAGCUAAGACUCCAGCACCUGCCCACCCUGUGCUCUUGCUGCUGGCUGGGUGGUCAUCCCAGGUGGGAGAGACCGUCCGGGGUAGGAAGGAAGGAACACAUGCACACAUACAUCCCUGCUUUCCCUUUCCAAACCCAUCAGACAGGCAAAUGGCCAGUGCCUCCUGGGACCUGUGGACACAUUUUCUCCAAGGAGAAGCAGCCUACUAAUUGGAUCACAGUGGCGGGAGGAGAGGAAAAACGAUUGCUGCUCAAAUGAGGAAGAUUUCUUCCCGUUAAGCUACAAGGCCCCUGGGGUUCCCCAGACAGAGCAGCAAAUCAGCCCUAGACUCAAACUCAAGGUCAAUGACUUAUUAGUGAGACGGGAGCUUGUAAGAGGAGGUGGUUCUGAAAGAUGCUGGUAUAACCUCAGCCAAACACAGAGCUUAGGUAACAUGGGCCAACUCCGCUUGCCUCUGGUUGGGGCCACCGCCACCCCCAUCUGCCUCCUCAUUAAGGGAUGCUGUUCACGUGUCUGUGUUGCUUGUUUCCCUCAUCUGGACUCCUCAUGUCACGACGCAGCUUCUCUUUGGGGGCUUUGUUUGGGCCACCACCAGCAGCUAUUCCUAGAAAUGGCUGUGGGUGAUGUUAAGAAUGAACAUUGAAAAGGUGGCUGAAGUUUUCCUUUGCUGGUGAUCACUUCUCCCCUGGGUAUUUGAUUGGCUUUGGUGCCUGCUCCCACCAGGCCCAGGGAACGAGGGCAAGCCUGCUGCUGAGGAGUCUGUUCCUGGGCUAUGAGCUCUGAAUUCUAGAGAGGCUCAAGAAUCCUCUGGGUUCAUGUAGGGAACUUUAGAGAUGUCUGCCCUGGGGGAGUAGAUUGCCUACCACUAUUGGGAACUCAGAGGGCCAAGAGAGCUUUGGCUCCACCUGUCCAUGGAAAUGUUUUUCAUUUGUGAGGAGAUUAUGUAUCUUGCAUGGGAGUUUGGGUGUGUCCUCUAACUUUAGGGCAUGUGACCAAGAAGAGACGUUUUCGGGGAAACUACCAGCUGCCAUUGCUACCACGGAGGCCAACUUCUCCUGCCCUUGGUUUCUUCCCUUUGAAAUUCCCCUACUUGGGAGCUUGUACACACUUUAUUUAUUUUUCCUUAUUGCUGUGAAUAAUCUCUAUGUGCAAAUGUGCAAUUCUGAUUUCUCCCACCUGAUGGAAACAAGAACUAAAUCAUUGUGGUGGUGGAUGUUGUUUGGGGGAGUGGGGUAGUAAUUGACUUGGCUCAUCCACACUUUGAGCUAUUAAUGUUUGCCCUGCUUCCAGUCUCAUCCCAUAAAUAAUGAGCAGCAGAGAGGCUAGACAGGGAAAACCUAUCAAUCCUGCCCCAGCCAUGAUGAGAAAGCAGACACGUAGCAGCACUGCAGAGACCCAGGGAAAAGGAGAACUGCCAUCCCAGGGAGGCUGGCAAUUGAGUUCAUGGAUGCAAAGGAAGUUUCCAGAGCAGGAGACAACUCUUGCACGUCUAAUAGGACCUCCUGGGAGGGCAGAGGGAGAAGCAUUGGAUGAAUUCCUUUAUGAGUCCAUCUCUCCCUCCUUCUCCUUUUUAAGUGAUGGGGGACCCUCCCCAAAGCCUUGCACCAGACACAUUCUCCUGUGCCCCUCAGAGAGGCAAGUGAUGUGCAGGGAAAGUAAUAAUGGGACAUAAAACACAUCAAGCAGAAAAUUUCUUAUACUUCAGCUUCAGUGAAGUGUUGUGUCUAUGUUAAUAGGGAAGUUGAACCUCAGGCUAGAGAAAGGAAUUGUGCAGUCUGCCUCCUUGACUGAGCAAAUGUAGAUAGGUGGGGGGUGGGGAUGUUACAGCA
This is a messenger RNA of Equus quagga, 3384 nucleotides long. It is a transcript of the gene GLP1R, whose product is annotated as glucagon like peptide 1 receptor. The record is from RefSeq and is a predicted model, not a curated record. Gene Ontology annotation, cellular component: plasma membrane. Gene Ontology annotation, molecular function: glucagon receptor activity; peptide hormone binding. The coding region runs from base 171 to 1562 and encodes 463 amino acids. The transcript has 13 exons. Lineage: Eukaryota; Metazoa; Chordata; Mammalia; Perissodactyla; Equidae. Gene Ontology annotation, biological process: adenylate cyclase-activating G protein-coupled receptor signaling pathway; cell surface receptor signaling pathway.